AUGGCGUCUCCUGAUGUACGAAGCCGCGGCUAUCCAAUGCCCCACGGUGUUAGUGGCAUGACACACACCCCAUCGAGGGACGACAAGCGUCCUACGAAAGGAUCGCUUCAGUGGUUCAAGCAGAAGCAAAAGCAAUGGAACGAAACACCCAGAAAGAAGAUAGUGGCGUUGCCUUCUUCCUUUACAUCACCAGAGACAGUCGCUCCGGCACCCGAAAUAAGCAUUCCUAUCGAUAUCAUGGAUUCACCCGUCAAGACUAGUUUUGACUCGCCAAUAGUCCUAUCCUCGAGCGCGUUGAUUCCUAGCUCUGCAACCAGCUCCUUUUCUCUCCCCAUCUCGGUCCCAAUCAGUGCUGCUACUACUGGCACUCCCGCAACCUUUGCAUUUCCAGUCGCAUCGCCUCCCCCAUCAUCCUCACUGGCGCCCACGGCAUCUGCCUUUCAGACGCCACCAUUGGCUGUCCCGUCUUCAGAGCCACCAAGGGAGCUUACUCAUCGGGAACGUCUGAUUGAAUUCUUCCAGAAAAACAAUCCAUCCAAGUUGGGCAAUGUGGAUGCUCUGCUGGAAAAAUUCAAGGGGAAAGAGGAUCUCAUGUUCCAGAAAGUGGAAGAACGAUAUGGAAAUUCUCAACAAUCAUCAUCGACUCCCAAAAAUCCGCAGCCGGAUGCUGCUGCUGGAACUACUUCCUUCUCCUUUCCUGGUUCCUCGCCUCCGACAACAUCCAAUCAUCGGGAACGCCUGAUUGCAUUCUUUCAGAAAAACAACCCAUCCAAGUUGGGCAAUGUGGAUGCACUGCUAGAAAAAUUCAAGGGGAAAGAGGAUCUCAUGUUCCAGAAAGUGGAAGAAAGAGCCCAACAAUCAUCUUCGACUCCAAUCGCUGCUUCUGACUCGUCCAAGAAGAGCUAUCGAGAACGCCUCAUUGAACUCUUUCAGAAGCACAAUCCUUCCAAGUUAAACACUGUGGAUGCACUGUUGGAAAAAUUCAAAGGCAAGGAAGAGGCACUGCUGCAAAAGGCAAAAGAGAAAUAUGCAAGUGGAGCAGCCCAGACGGCUACAGAACCUCCCGUCCAGCAGGCCGCAGCAAAUCCGCCCGCACCCCAAUCUACUGUUCCGACGAUUCCGAUGACAGCCGAAACAGACGACCAUAGGAAACGUUUGAUUGACUUUUAUCAACAGUACAAUCCGUCCAAGCUGGAUACAGUGGAGGAAACACUGGUCAAAUUCCAAGGCAAGGAAACGGAACUCUUUGAAAAGUUGAAGAAAAAAUACAUCAAAGACGGCAUGCUACCACCCACCGGCACGGGUCCCACUUGCUUUUUGGAGUUUGCAUUGGAUGGGACUGCCGUGGGCCGUGUCGAAGUCAAACUCUUUCAAGACAAGACGCCUCUGGCCGCAGAAAACUUUCGCUGUCUCUGUACGGGCGAGAAAGGAAUGGGACGUGCCACCAAAGAACUGUGUUUUCGUGGAAGCAAAAUUCAUCGCAUCGCCCCUGGAUUCUGUAUCCAAGGAGGAGACUUUACCAAGGGAGAUGGAACGGGUGGAGAAUCGAUUUAUCCUCCCAACAGCGAACACGGUGACAUGUGGGGAAAAUUCAAAGACGAAACGCCGUUUUUGAUGCACAAUCGCAAGGGACUGCUCAGUAUGGCCAACAACGGUCCCAACAAGAAUGGCAGUCAGUUCUUUUUCACAUUGCGGGCCACCCCUCAGUUGGACGGCAAGCAUGUUGUCUUUGGGGAAGUAGUGACAGGACUGGAACUCGUGGAAGAACUUGGAAAACUGGCGACGGACCCAAAGCAACGUCCAUUGAAGAGUUUGGUGAUUGUCGAUUGUGGCCAAUUGUUGGCGGAAGAUGGAUCUGUCGUUGAGGCGCCAACGGCCAAGUCGUCGUCAUCUGGGGGUGAUUCGGGCAGCAACAGCAAGUCUCCUUUUGGAUCGUUUGGUGGUGGUGGUGGUGGUGCGUUUGGAAGUAGCGGCGCGCAGCAAUCGCCGUUCGGUUCAUUUGGGUCGACAGAAAAGCAACCGUCAUCGUUCUCUUCAUCGGCUCUUACGUCCUUUUCCGCCGUCGCUUCACCAUUUGCGUUUGGCGCCAAACCAAUUGAGGGCAGUGCGACGUCUGCAGUGUCGUCGUCGUCGUUGACUUCGGAUACAGUCGAUGCGGCUAAGACUGCAACACCCUCGUUUUCAUUCGGGCAAGGAACAACAUCCUUCUCUUUUGGGAUUCCAACAGGCACAGGUGCAUCCGAAACAAAAAACGAUGCCUCUGAUGGCAAGGGUCCAAACGCGUUUUCACUUGGACAGGGCACAACAUCCUUCUCUUUGGGGAGUGAGAGCGGUGGCAACCCUGAUUCCACUGCUGAUGAUGCAAAGGUCUCCAGCGCCUUUUCAUUUGGGCAAGGCACGCCAUCAUUUUCUUUUGGUGGCGGCAGCGCGACUAGUGGCAAAGGUCUGUCUACAUCAACGGCCACAUCAAGUGAUUUCUCACUCGGGAGUGGCAAAGCAUCCUUUUCUUUUGGUGUUCCAGCUGGUGGCCAAGACCCUCCUACCUCAGCUAGUUCAAGUGGCGAAGAUAAGGCUUCAGCGGCUGCUUCGUUUGGACAAGGCACUGCGUCCUUUUCCUUUGGUGCUGCAAGCAGUGACACAACUUCUGACGAACGACCAGCGAAGAAGUCUGCAGUUGGCGGUGAUGCCAGUUCUUCAGGUACAACGUUUUCCUUCGGAAAAGGUUCAGCAUCGUUGUCUUUUGGAGGUACCAGUACCAGUGAAACCAAGGACCCUUCUAUGUCUUCCGCCAAGAAGUCAAAACCCAGCGGCGACACGAGAGCUUUUAAUCCUUUUUCAACCGGAAUGGACGCAGCAUCAUUGCCGUUUGGUGCUUCAGCCAACACCAUGGGCAAAGAACUUGGCAAACCCACCGACAACAAGGAGUCAGCGUCGUUGCCUGCGGGAAAAGGCAAGCCAUCUUUCUCUUUUGGUGGCCCCGGCUCUCCCUUGGGAACUAAAUCAACAACACCCGCUACGGCACCUUCCUUUUCUUUCGGACAAGCCAAGCCACCCUUAUCGUUCGACGUGAAGCCCACUACGCAAGUGGCAACACCGAGCGACAAAGCCAGCAUUGCGGGACCUUUUUCCUUUGGGGAAGCUGCAGAGGCCACUGAUUCUACCAAGAGCCAGCCUGUUGUGGACAUUAAAUCGUCAGCACCAUCGUUCGCGUUUGCACCCAACAACUCAAUGGGAGGUGCACGUACCGGUACGGCAAAAACGCAAAGCACAGGAUCAGAAUCUGCGACCCCAUCCUUGUCGUUUGGGCUGUCAGACAAUAAGCCCCUUGUGUCCAGCUCCGCCGCGACAUCGUUUUCAUUCGGGCAGAGCAAACCAACAGAAACAGCAUCAAGUCAAGGUACGGGCACCCCCGGCACAUCCGCUGCGUUCUCGUUUGGUUCAAAUAAACAGUCGGAGACAACAAAAGCAGAAGAGAGAACGCCUCUGGGAACAACAUCCGCUGCGACAACUUUCUCGUCGGGGCAGAACAAGGGUCCAAACCCUUUUGCUGCCUUCUCUUCCACCGCGAAGACUGACUGGAAGUCUGCGUUCUCAGCUGGCCAGGGGAGCCCCGGAUUGCACGGUGCGUUGGCUUUGAACCCUGCGAUCGCUGCGGGAGGCAGUGCGUUUUCAACGAAUCAGGCAGGUACAAGUGAGAGCAUACAAAAAGAUGCCGACUCCAAGACGUCAUCUGGACCGAAGAGCCAGCUUGGUUCCACCCGAACUCAGUCAAGCACUCCUGUAUCUUCGCUUGCGCUGGGAAGCUCAGCUGGGCUGGCGAAGGGAGUAGAUCAGAGAGUUUCGAGUCCUGCGAAAUCAAGAGGGUCUAAAUCCUCUCAUGCAUCCCCUUCAGUUUCUGCUGUCGCUGCUGCAGGUCCCUCGUUUGGGUCGCCUCCGAAGCAAGCUAACUUUGGCUCUAAGUUGUCCACGAAGCUAGCACCAGAGGCUGUGCAACCAGUGGCAUCCAACGAGGCUCCUUGGAAGAUUCUUGGUAGCGGCCAAAGCAAAUCCAACAAAAAGACCAUCGACCCUGCCGAAAAGAACGUGAGAAGCCCACAAAAGCCAACGUUGCCAUCGUUCUAUUUUGGAGAAGAAAAGUCAAAGCCAAUUCGUAACGAGGGAAAUCCAGAUUUUCAAAUCAAGAAUCUGCCCACGCCAAGAGGUAACCAGAGCAUCGACGAUCUGAGACACUUCAAUGAUGUAUCUGAUGCUCUCAGUGACAUUCUGGCUGAAAGGGUCUUCUCAGACGACGUGCUGUCGAAGGUCAGCGUUGAGCAGGUGGAAAGGGCCAUGGCGCUUCCUGUGGAGAAGAAGAUUGGGGUACUUGCCUACAUUGACGAGAUCGAGAGCCAGGGCGCUUCCUUCACUUGGGCAGACAUCGAGUUUGCAAUGGAACAUACCGGCGGAGACUCGACACCCGCUCAAGCUCCCAUCGAGGACUCUGACGAUUUGGAGUCCUCGUUUGUCCAGGUGACGGGGAAGCCAGUGCAAGAUGUUCGUGAGCCCUCUGUCGUUGACGACAGCAAAGAGUCGAGUAACUUGGAAGUGUCAACACGUGAUGGCGAUGCAGUUCUAGUAGCUCCAGUGUCAGAUACAGCGCAGCACGACGAAGGUGUGCUGCAGUCUCCGCUGGGAAACGCUGGCAAAGAAAGCUCUGGUGUUGCAAAAGAAGAACCCUUUCGUCAGUCAGCCACAAUUGGUAAGGAAGAAGCCCAAGACGUUAAGUCUCCGAUUGUGCGGGUAGGCAACCAGCAGAUUGGUGACGCGGUAGAAGACGUGGGCAACACGGAAGAGCGCAACGCUGGAUCUCCAAUUGUUUUCGUGGAACAUAGCAUGGCUGAAGAGAGCGACGCAGUUAACGUCAGCGAAAUCUCUGGUACUGCUGCCAUUGCCACCUCCGACGAAUGGGAUAACGUUGCGCUGCCUAUGGUUGAGGAUAUUGAGGAACUUGACAAUGCUGAAGAUGAGAUGCCCGCGAACCAAGUUGGAAAGCUCCAAUUACCUGUAGUUGACAAUCGUGGUGUCAACCUGCCUAAAACUACAACAGAUCAAGACCAGGACGACUUCGUGUUGGUUUCUGAUGCCCCCAGAAUCCCUAACGUCGAACAUGACACCCCUUUGCGGUCUCCAGAAGUAGCCUCCGUUGGCGGCGGCGAGCCCAGAGUUUUGUCCAGGAAAGAAGAAGAAAGCUACGAAUCCCCUUCACGUUACACACGCAGGCCCAAGCCAACUCCGAAAGCGGAGGACCGGCAAGAGGAGCUUUUGCUCUGGAACCUCGAGCCAUUGAACUAA
This is a messenger RNA of Seminavis robusta, 5331 nucleotides long. The record is from the annotation of a GenBank genome assembly. NCBI's taxonomy places the organism in Eukaryota, Bacillariophyta, Bacillariophyceae, Naviculales, Naviculaceae.